Symbiodinium sp. CCMP2592 is the source of this 3159-nucleotide messenger RNA. The record is from the annotation of a GenBank genome assembly. Lineage: Eukaryota; Dinophyceae; Suessiales; Symbiodiniaceae.
AUGGCCCCGUGCUUCGCUGCGCCGCUGCUGGCUGGCAUCCUGGGAUGCUUCCUUGGCCAUGUGGCGAUGGGUCGACCUCCACAACGCGCUGCAGUCCCCCCUCGUGACGAUCAAGAACGAGAACAAGAUGGGGGAUGGGAUGAGCCAGAAUGGUAUGAGCCACAGCCUGAACCUGUCGCUGAUCCUUAUCACCAGUGGAACACCGGUGGGGAUGGUCCGUCACAUGGUCAAGACCUUGGAAUGGGUCAAUGGUCGCCCUCUUGGACUUGGUCUUCCUGGGGUGACUACACCAAUACUCCGUGGUACACAGCCCCCAACCAGGGAUGGAACCAACACCAUGACUGGAGCGCGGCCACGCCUGGGACCUCAAGCAUGUGGUGGGGAGAAAGCUGGUCUGCCAAUCAUCACGAUCAUGGGGGGUCGCACCAACAACCACCAGGCCGAGCUGCACAUGAGCAAUGGGGACGUGAUGCACCUGUAUGGCAUGGACAACAAGCUGAACUUCGCCCUCCCGUUCGUCUUCGACCUGCUCAAGAUGUACAUCGUGCUCGAGGAGAUCAACAAUGGGAUGAUCCAGGUCUACGAUCUCGUCAACAACAGUGGCGGGAGGAACAACGACCCCGCCGUGGGCAAGAUCCUGGCCAACCUCCUGCUGGUGAGGCUGAACAUUCAGAUGAAAGCCGUGGUCAUUACCUUUGGGUAUCUGGAUGGGGUCGUGGCGCUCCUCUUCUUCCUCCUGACCGUCGUGCUCCUGGGUUCUAUCGUGGUGGCUAUUGGUUCGACCGGCCUCGAAAUGACUGGGAAGAAAGAUGGCAACGUGGUGGAGGAGGUGAGACUCGAACCCAACGGAGAGAGGGUCGGCAAGCACAAUGGUUUGAUGGCUCCUUCCGCCCAGCCGCCUUCCGUCGAGCUCAAGAACAACACAGUGGUGGGGUGAUACCGGAUCCAAGCAUGCGUGACCACUUUCGGGAGCUGCUAAGACAAGCUGAUGCUCCCCUUCGAGGCCGUGGUUGGGGUGGUGUUCAACAUGAUGAAGCACGGGGUGACCAAUCUGCACCUGGGACGACGCACCAAGUCCAAUCACAAACGGCUACCGGGACGUGGACGUCGCCAAGAUGGACGGCUGCCGAGUGGAAUGCCUGGUCUAUAGAAAUGACCCGGCGACGCUGCAGAGACACUGAUGCAGAUGGGGCGGAAAGCAACCUGGACUGGUCCGGCGCUGGUUUACCUGACCUUCAGUCCUUUGUGGCAGCAUUGUCGUCAGGGAUGCAAGACACAUGCUCUUCUACCACGACUACCAUGCUGCAGGGGAUGUCUACAUCGACCUCUUUGCCCUCAUCACAGAGUUCAUCCACGUCGUCCUCUACUACGCUGAAUGGGGUGGACACCAUCCAAACUGAUGACGACACCACGGUCCUCAUGCAAACACGUGCAACAGGCUCCGGUGACCCACCAGCAAAUCCACCUGAGGAAGAUGAUGAACCUGGUGAACGUGGGGAUGCUACUGAUGCAGGUGACAACAACACCAACCCUGAGGAGCCUGCGGAGCCCGAAGUACCGUUUCAGCUGACUGCCGACGAGAGGGAUGAACUCAUCGAGUUGGGAUGGGACGCUGGAGUUGUUGAAGACCUGCGUGAGUUCCUGGCGUACUUGGAAGAUGUUCGUGAUCGAGCAGGGGUGGAAGCAGUGGCGUGGGCCCUUGGCCAGUGGGCUCAUUCGCUCAUCCUCUCGGAAACCACUCUGGAUCUUGUGCAUGACAUUCUGUUUCGCCGGGUAGGUGGGGUGAACGAGCUUCGACCAGAUGAUGUUGGGAUGCGAGGACGCCUGUGUGUGGGGUUUGCCGGCUUCCAGAAGGUCCUUGGGUCGUUCCACCUGAAGAUCGUCCAGAGGCUCAUGCAGGAUGUCUGGUUGGAAGCCAAGGACGUUGGAGAUCCGCCCUACUUGCCGCCGACUGGGAUGAUGAUCGCUGCCAACACCAACACGGCGGCCAUCGCGCUGGACACUGCCCGUGCUCGAGCACGUGCUAUGGUCACACGAGCCAGGAACCAGCGUGGGAUGCAAGAACCGCCUAGUGGAAGGGGACGUUCCGGUGUUGAUGAAGCUGCCGAAGAUGCACGUGCCAGUCAUGAACCACCACCGGGACGUACCGACUAUGACAACAAUGGCAAUGGUGGUGAUGAUACAGGCGAGGAGGAGGAUGAUGCUGCCCUCAUGCAGCUCACACCGACGGAGGAGAGCCUUCUUCACGACCUUGGGGUGUGUGAUGAACUUCGUGCACGACUACGUGAACUUCUUCGUGGGUUGGAGCUCCAGGAACAGAGAGAUGUGGGCGCCGAAUACCGCUGGGGUGUCCAACAACUCUUGCACUCUUCCUUCGAGGCGACGUCUGUGGUACAGGGGGUGCUUCGCAUCCUGCGUGACAGGGUCCAACCAAGUGGGGUGAUGUGCAGCUUUCCGUGUCAGCGUGUACCACCCCUCGGACCUCUUCGCUCACGGGUCGUCGCCUGGAUGUCUGAAUACAGGCAUCUGGUGGUGCAAGCCUUUGACCGGGAGAUUGAGGCCAGUCUCCGGGAACUCACGGGGUGCCCGCCUGGAAGCACCAACCCGUUUGGGCCCUUUCCUGACGUGGGCGUGGGAUGGAAUCGUGCCACUCGGGAGGCGCCAAGAGGAAGUCGUUCUCGUUCCCGGGGUCGUGAUGUUCGACGUGAAGAACCUCCUGCUGCUGGAAGUGAAGGUGGGGGUCAUGGGGGUGGUGAACUUCGACGUGAUCCUCCUGCCCCUGCUGCACGUGCAAACCUCGAAGCACAACAAGCUCUACCUGUACAACCUGCUCUACCUGUACAUCGUGGUGAACAAGUCGAUCAUGAUCUUCCUCAAGGUGCUCUUCCUGUUCAACAUGCCGAUGAAGGGGUAGCUGACAUGGUACCUGGGGGUGAACAACUCGAAUCACGGGACGGAUGCACAAGCAGUCAAAAUGGUGCUCCUCCACCUGGACAUGAAGAUGUAGGGGAGCAGCUACCACCGACUUUAGAGACUGCUGAACCUGCCCUACCUGCACCUCCUGCCGAUGGGUGUGCAACCACGAGCUCUUCUAACUCUCCGGGUCGUCCUCCGUCCUCUGAGCUGGCUUUGUCUGAAGGGGUGACCACUGAGCCGUAA